Molecule: messenger RNA, 3777 nt
Organism: Symbiodinium necroappetens
Lineage: Eukaryota; Dinophyceae; Suessiales; Symbiodiniaceae
Source: the annotation of a GenBank genome assembly
AUGGAUGAUAGACUGACCGCUGGUUGCUGUGAACGGGCGGGCGCUAUGGGUAACGGUGCGUCGGCUUCGAAGUACAAGGCGCAACAUGAGCCCUUGCAGAAGACAGCGUCGGAGGAUGGGAACACAUCUAUGCUGGCAGAGGAGGUGCUCGACGCGAAGAGCUUUAACGAACGUGGAUGGCAAAGACUAGUUGGCGAUGAAAUAGAAGGUGCCAUUGAAGAUUUUGACAAGGCCAUCGAGUUGGACCCAAGUUACGCAGCUGCAUACAACAAUCGUGGCAUUGUCCGAGAGUUGGCUGGACGCGAUGACUUUUCCUUGGACUAUGAUGAGGCUGACCGCUUGACGUCGGAAACACCAGAAGUGCAAGAAAAGCUUCGAAAGGCUCGAAAGUGGAAACAGAUCGGCUGGAAAGGUCGUGGGGAAGUGGAAGCUAUGCAGAAAGCUCAGGAUGCCGACUUUUUGACCACGGGCGACAGGUCGCGCAAUGAUGAACUCCUUCGAAUCUUGAAGAACGAGAAGGUCCUGUUUCGUGGAGAGCUGCGCUCCGUGACUUUUUGCACCGACAAAUCCUUGUCUAUAGCGCAUAGGGUGGUUUGCUCUCAGACAGCCUCAUUGAGGAAAGACGGUGAGUUCCCAGCUUGGUUCAAGGAGUACAUGGAAGCAGCUCUGAGGACGCGGCAUGGAGUAUUGAUCUUGAAUAUGACAGAAGGAUACCUCAAGUCAAAGGCUUGCAGGUGGGAGUUUGGUUACAUCCGUCGCCCUGAAUUGGUGAACGUCUUGAUUCCAGGUGAUCCGUGCAAGAUUGUGCCUUGGGAAGAGCUGGCCCAAAAUGCAGAACUUUGCCAAGAAGUUUUCAACUCCAAGAGAUUUUCGGAGGCUAUGAUGUCGCAAGACCUGAAGCAAGAGAAGGCCAAGACCUUGGAGCAGAUGAGUAAGCUUGCAAAACUUGCCAAUGAGCAGGAGUUUCAGGCCUGGUGUGAGCUGCCUCUUCGGCAGGUGGCCUAUGCAUUUUCCAUGCGUCACUUCGAGGAGGAGAAGGAGGAGGAGAGCGAGAAGAUCAGCGAGAGCAGCUUUCAAUUGGCUCGGGUUUGCCUGGAGACUGGAUUCGCAGCGAGGGCCAAGGAGUUGUUGGAGAAGCUUUUGGGAUCCCAUCAAACGGGAAACCUGGGCCUAGACAACCCUGGUUUGGCGAAUCUGUUGAGGUAUCUUGCAAAUGCGCACGGUGCCUUAGGUGAUGAUAGGCAAAAGAAGGAGAUGCUGGAGCGUGCGUUGAAGCUUCUGGAACAACACUGUGGCUCGGUCGACCCAGAGGUGGCCAUUACGUUGGUGAAUCUUGGAAGCGCCCACGAAUCCUUGGGCGAUUACAAGAUGGCCAAGGAGAUGCUGGGGCGGGCUUUGAAGAUUGAGGAGCACCACUAUGGCUUGGACCAUCCAGUUGUGGCGAAAACCUUGGUGAAUCUUGGAAAUAUCCAUGGUGACCUCGGCGAUCAAAGGCAGAAGAAGGAGAUGCUGGAGCGUGCUUUGAAGAUUCUGGAACAAAGCUAUGGCUCGGACCAUCCAGAGGUGGCUAUUACGCUGACAAAUCUUGGAAAUGCCAAUGGAUGCUUGGGCGAUCACAGAAGGGCCAAGGAGAUGCUGGAGAGGGCCUUGAAGAUUAAAGAACAACACUAUGGCUCGGACCAUCCGGAGGUGGCGAUUGUUUUGGUGAAUCUUGGAGCUCCCUACGGACAAUUGGGCGCUCACAGCCAGACGAAGGAGAUACUGGAGCGUGCUUUGAAGAUUUUGGAACAACACUAUGGCUCGGACCAUCCAGAUGUGGCCAAGACGUUGACCAAUCUUGGAAGUGCUCACCUCAAGUUGGGCGAUCACACCAGGGGCAAGCAGAUGCUGGAGAGGGCCUUGAAGUUUCAGGAGCGUUACUAUGGCUCGGACCAUCCAGAGGUGGCCGAUACGUUGGACAAACUUGUAGCUGCACGACUUUUGCUGGACGAUUUGGACGCGGCCAAGGAGAUGCUGGAGCGCUCCGUGAAGAUCGAAAUGGAGUUUCUUUCGGCACUUAUCGCCUCGCCAGGGCAGCCUUUUGUUUUGGGGCCUCAAGCACAAGCUUCGGGAGCGCCAUCGGCUGCCGCGUCCGCUGGACCGUCGACGUUGACCAUGGACACUGGGUUUCAGAACAUGAUGGUCGAAAUGCUUCGCCAACAAGCACAGUUGAUGGCCCAGAACCAGCAACUUGUUGCCACGAUGUUGCGGAAGAUGGACCUGGAAGAAGAGCGUCGAGAACGAGCCGAACAAGCUGCCGCGGCGGCUGCAGAAGAGGCAAAAAGGGCGGCUGUGGCUGCUUCUGCAGGGUCUGUGGUCUUGUUUUGCAGUGCCAACCACGAGCUCAACGUCUCCAGGAACUGGUGCCGCGUCUCUAUCUCCUUCGAGCAUUGUGGGAAGAGAGGACAUCGCAGGCAGCUUAAGAAGGAGCGGAAGGCAUUCGAUGGCAAAGACGGAAAAGGAGAUGGCAAAGGUGGGAAAAGCGGAAAAGACCGAAAGGGCAAGCCCUCCGGCAAGAAAGGGGACGGCAAGAACCCCGAUGCUAAGGGCGCUGGAAAGGGUGGAAAGCCUGAGAAGAAAGAUAACAGGAAGGAAAAGAAGAAGGGCAACGGUGGAAAAACGAGAGCUAUGACUGGCGAGCCUGAGUCUGAGCGAAUGGCGGACCAGGAGGAGCAGUAUCAGGAGGAGCAGUGGGGCCCUUGGGCCGCGGCGCCUGGAGAUGUUCUGGGCGCAACAGCCGUGGCGGAAGUGCUUAUGGAGGCUACAGUUGGGCCAGUGGAGGCGGCAGAAGCUUUGAGUUAUGCUGUGCCGAAGGCCCCGUGGAUUCGAUACAUCUGUGGCAGGGGCCCGAUUGGACCUAAGGGCUGCCACCGAGACUGCCAAGCAGCAGUCAAGGGCUGUAGAGAGUCGGAACUGCAGCGUUUACCGAUGGAGCCCUUGGAGUUCCGCUCCAACUUUACCAUGCGGUGGCCGCCUCCUGGAGCAUUUCAAUGGAUUGUUUUUCUUGGAUCUUUCAGCGGCUUCGACGAAGAAGUUCCCGGCUCGGCGGUGUCGAUUACGGCUGGUAUUUUUCCUGCCCCUUUGACUUCCGAAGCGGCCACCCUGACCGAGGACAUCGAGAAGAAGCAGGACGACCUCAAGGAUCUCUUCGAUCUUGCCGUUGUUCUUACAGAACUUGGGAUUUCUUUGGGUCAAGUGAUGGCUGAGCUGCGCGGGGAAAGAAGCCAUAUGGCUUUUGCCGACUUGGUACAAAUGAGACUCUUCGUCAAGGCGCUGUCCGAAUGGGACAAAAUGACUCCCGAGCAACAAGAUCGUAUCCGCGAAGAGGCGCUCUCAAGACUGGUACUGGGCAUGAUGCGCCACUGUACGAAGUCGAGGACUGGUGCGGCAGAGCCGCCGUUCCCGCCGCCACCGGCACCUGGAAGGUGUGACAAUGAGAACUUGUUGCUUGCGUUUGCAAACCACAUGUCUGGAAAGCGGAAGCAUCUUGGCGUUGAAAGGGUCAUGGUGGACCCCGACCGCCGUGUCCUGGACGUAGAAGACCCCGAAAGGCCCAUCAACGAGGAAGAGCUGAUUCCAGAUGUUCCCCUGGAGUGCCACCAGGAAAUGGACGUUGAUGGAGACACUUUUAUGGAAGACAUAGAGGCGGUCAUGGUAGACUGGUUAAAUCACGAAUCGCUCCUGAACGUUUUCAAGGGACCAGAUCUUCGCUACCUCCGCUCUGCAGACACGUGGUGA